GACAUCGAGAGGACGACGAGAGGAAGAAAAUGACAGGGCGCGCAAAAAGAAAACCCAAAUCAAAUCAGGAGUCAGACACAGGCAAUGGGGAGUUGAAGAAGGCCCGUGUCGAUGAGUCCAAGUCUGUGCCGUUGUCAGAGGUGGAUGCCGAGCAGCGUGAUGAAAUGAAGCAACUGUACCAGCUUCAAAUGCCAGAAGAUCUGUACCACUUCUGGGACUUCUGCAAGGAGAUUUGCCCGGAUAACCCCCGUGGUGCAUUGAUAGACCCACUGGGGUUACGGCUGGUUGGUCCAUUUGACAUUCUGGCAGGAGCUCACAAAAACCCUAAGACUCCUCAGCCUAACUUCCACCUUCAUUGGAGGUACUUUUAUGAUCCACCAGAGUUUCAGACCAUAUUUCAAGGGAGUGACGACAGCCAGCAUCACUUUGGAUAUUACAGAGAUGCUCCAGAUUUAUUGCCUUCCUUUGUUGGGGAAAAUGACAGCAAGAAGGGCUGUGUUAUUACACAGAUGGGAGACAAUGUGUUUGCUGCUGUCUACUUGUAUCUUCUGAGGAAGAAGAAAGUAAAAGGCAGUCAAAAAGAAGGGGGCAAAGCUUUGGAAAGCUUGGAGACAAAGUUACAAGACAAAGCAGAGGCUCUGGGGUUGUGUCUGGAGCAGAAGACCAAAGGCAUGAAGCAAAGGGACAAGAAGGUGGUGACCAAAACCUUCCACAGUGCUGGCAUCGUUGUUCCUGUAGACAAGAAUGAUGUGGGAUACAGAGAACUACCAGAAACAGAUGCUGGUCUCAAGAAGAUCUGCAAAGCCAUUGCUGAAGCAAAGAAUGAUGAGGAGCGUGUUAAAGCAUUUGGACCUCUGCAGGAGAUGGUUACAUUUGUUCAGUUUGCCAACGAUGAGUGUGACUACGGCAUGGGUUAUGAGCUAGGAAUAGACCUCUUCUGUUAUGGAUCCCAUUAUUUCCACAAGGUUAUCAAGCAACUUCUGCCGAUGGCCUACACGUUACUGAAAAGGAACUUAUUUGGGGAAAUUCUUGAAGCCCAUCUUUCCAGCCGCAGCCAUGACAACCUGGACCAACUUUCUACAAAUUAAAAAAGACUCAGAAGUACAUUUCAGUUCUCACUCUUCAAAGCUUUUUUCACUACGUGACCUUGUCUUCUGUUUUUUGUGUCGAUUGUUAAUGUUUAUUGAUGUAUUUGUUGCUGCUGUCAUUGAUUGGAACCAGUUCAAUUAUAUCUUGUACAAGAUAGAUGUCUAAUAAAGUAUUUUUUAUAUUUUUA
This is a messenger RNA of Sphaeramia orbicularis (orbiculate cardinalfish), 1276 nucleotides long. RefSeq names its product histone PARylation factor 1 (gene hpf1). NCBI's taxonomy places the organism in Eukaryota, Metazoa, Chordata, Actinopteri, Kurtiformes, Apogonidae. Gene Ontology annotation, biological process: DNA damage response; regulation of protein ADP-ribosylation. The coding region runs from base 30 to 1088 and encodes 352 amino acids. Gene Ontology annotation, molecular function: histone binding; poly-ADP-D-ribose binding. Gene Ontology annotation, cellular component: nucleus. The transcript is spliced from 8 exons. The record is from RefSeq and is a predicted model, not a curated record.